GGUGGCUUUUGGACGGCAAGCCGUCGGUGGUAUGCCAGCCGUGGUCCGAAGUCGGGCCGCUGGCUAGCACAAAUCACAGCUCGGGGCGUGAGUGGCUUUUGGUUGGCGCCCCGCGAUGGUGCGCGAGGAUUCGAAUCCACUGCGCAAGACAGUGGCGGCUCGCCAUCCUUGGACCGCUGAAGGACCGCUACCCAUAGACUACAACGGACGGAAGAACCAGCCACAACUUAAUAGGACUAGGUCACCAAGAGUACAAGUCUGUAAGAAAUGUAUGUAGUCGUUUCCUUCCCCGCGGAGGGCUUGUUUUUUGUGGUGCCUGUUUCAUGGCUCAUAGAAGAUAAAUGUUACUGGCCUCCCUUUAAAACGCUGGACAAGGUAAAAAAGGCUGCCCUACAAAAUGAAACCCCUGACCCCAACUGUUGGACACUUCAUCCAGUUGAGGUGCUUAAAGUUAAAGACACAUACGAAAAGGCCCACGGCCACUACCUUAAAGCAAAAAGAGGAGAGAAGCUGGAGACAGAUGAGGAGACCAUGAAAAGAAAAAGAAAGCCAAACAUGAAAUUCAUCCAAUCCAGUGAUGAAGAAGAUGACCGUCCCUAUUUCCCUCCGGCUCCAAAAAUUCGGCGACUGCCAGAGAAAAUUUCUGUACCAAAUUCAGAGUUUACCAGUCAGGCACCACAGGUCCCAACCACCACCACCCUGCCUCUACCACCACCACCACAACUCCCACCUCUACCACCACUACCGCAGCGCCCACCCAGCCAUGAAGUGUACAGUCAAUCACACAGAACCCCUUCAGUCACCAGGACCAGUACUUACCCUGCAGUGUUGUCCAACCAAGCAGCCAGUCCCCCGUUGGAAACCUCACAUCUUUUUCUGACAUCCAGCCAUGGAGAGUUUACCAGUCAGGCACCACAGCUCCCCACCACCACCACCCUGCCUCUACCACCACCAUCACCUCUACCACCACUACCACAGCUUCCAACGAUUUCACCUCUGCCAGCACCACCACAGCUUCCAUCGAAGUCACCUCUUUUUCGAACAUCCAGCCAUGGAGAGUUUACCAGUCAGGCACAGCAUCAUCCAUCAAAUCAGCAAAUCAGCAUCCAGCAAGAUUUUUGCAGACUUGUUCUGCAGCACCUCCGGACGAUUGAGGAGGAGGUUAAGGAGGUUAAGCAGCAGGUGGCUGCAAAUACGGCCAUUCUGCAGAAGCUAGGGGGUGCUGGUGUGGCAGACCUUUGCCUCGUCCAGGAAACCAACAUGCCCCUCAGUAACCUGGAGGAACUGGAGGAGCUGGAGAGGCAGCUUGGGUCUGACAUUGACCUGAAAAACCAACUGGUGAACAUACUUGCUGUUUUGGGGGGGAAAACCACCAAAGACGCGGUGAAGAGGAUGUUGGGCCGUAUUUUGAGGAAGUCCCUGGCGCUUCAAAUAAAUUGGACUGGUGCUGGAGGAAAGGUGGCGUUCAAGUCUUUACACCUGAAGAAUGUGUUACACAGAGCUGUUAGGAGAGUGGUGCACACAGCAACAGAAGAGGACCUGCAAAAAGAAGUUGCGAAGUACCUAAAGGGGGCAGCUGACCGAGAGGGAGGGAGAAAAGACAGGCAGAAAAAAGUGGGCAAUGGGGAGAUGGGGGAAUAUUUGAACUAGUCAUUUUAUAUUUAUGUAUUAUAUAUUUAUUAUAAAUUGUUCAUAUUUAUUUAUUUACUUACUUCAAACUGUAAAAACAUAAAAAAAAUAUUGAACCUGGCUGAUCUUUAAAUGUGACGUUGUUAAUUGUUAUUUAU
Neoarius graeffei (lesser salmon catfish) is the source of this 1787-nucleotide messenger RNA. Its product is annotated as zinc finger homeobox protein 3-like. The record is from RefSeq and is a predicted model, not a curated record. The transcript has 13 exons. The coding region runs from base 268 to 1650 and encodes 460 amino acids. NCBI's taxonomy places the organism in Eukaryota, Metazoa, Chordata, Actinopteri, Siluriformes, Ariidae.